AUGCCCAAGACGGCCAAGGCAGCCAAAGCCAAGGCCGCCGGCAGCGGCGCGGACGCUGCCAAGGCCCUACGGCCGAAGGCGGCGGCAGCGCAAAAGGCGGCGCCGCGAAGCCUCGGAGAAGUGGAGGGGAUUCCUUGGAGCGGCAAGCUGGGCGUUCCGAAGAGCUUCGAGCAGCGGAGCUCCGAGAUCGCCGACUGCGCGGAGCGGGGUGUCCUUCUGGAAGACCUUCAAGACUUGGCUGUCUAUGCCGAAGAGGUCAGCGAGGCCUCCUAUUUGACAAAUCACAAAGGCAGCGCGGUGGCAUGGCCUGCCGUAAACCUCUAUGUCAUCAACGAUCACUUCGUGAAGCCCUUCACGCUUCCUUUCAAGUGCUCGUGGGUGGAGCUGGUGUCUGCAGGCCCUCAGCCACCCACUUGGUUUGUGAGUCAUUGGUGGGGGACGCCCUUCUUCCAGACUGUCUCGCUCUUGGAGUUCCACACGCAGCAGAGACUCCUGGAGAAGGACGCGCCUUAUUGGAUUUGCACCUUCGCAAACAACCAGCACGACUUGAGCGGCUUGAGCGGACAGCUCCGCGAGACGCCCUUCGUGAAGGCCAUCCUAAGCCCCAGGUGCCAAGGAACUGUGGCGCUCCUGGAUUCCGAAGUCACCACCUUCGACAGGAGCGCCAAAGUGCACGUCCGCGUUGGUGCGUGGCUAGAUGCGCUCUUGUUGGGGUGGGUCGCUGUGGUAGAUGUGCUGAAGAUGCUGAAUUGCUCAGAUGAAACACUUCAAUUGAUAGCUCGUGACUCGUUAGAUAAGUUUUCUCCUGGUGACGUGGCCAAGCAUUCGUCAGAGCUGCAGAAGGUGAUUGAGAUCGCUGACAGUCCUGUUCCCGUGGUAGAGAACGUGUGUGAAAAAUUGGGCGAGCUCUCGCCUGAGGACUUGGCCAACGCAGCAGACCUGCCUCAGAAGCUCAAAAUGCAUGACACAGAUGCUUCGACUCAACUUCGCGAGAUGCAUGCAGAUUCAGUCAAGAUGAUGAGUGUGGAAGCAAAAGGUUGGCUUCCGGCAAAUUCAGCGCUACAUGGUGGCAAAGCCGUGCCAGCCAAGCCCACCUUGCGCAUGGACACCGGCGAAGGUGCCAAAGUUUCUUGGAGGGAGCGCUGUGGUGUCGAUGAGCUCGGCAAACGACCGAAGAGGAACACCCGGGUGCGUAAGAUGUUCGCGCCUGGGGCGCUCUACAAGGCUGCCCUUCACAACGAAGUCCCUGAACUCUCCAAGUUGCUGACAGAGUUCCCAGAGGCCAAAGACGAAGGCAUCAGCGAUGGUGCGGGGCCAGUCUAUGCAGCUGCGAUGUGCUGCGGCGCCAAGGUUUUCGGAUGGCUUGGAGGGCACGGGGUCUUCAUCGCAACGCAGUUUGGGAGCACCGAUGCCUUGAUGAAGGAUCUCCUGUCUGCCAGGGCGAGCCCAGAUCUGGCGCGAAGGGAGGAUGGGGUGACGCCGAGUUUCAUGGCUGUGCAGAACGGGAAGAUUGAGGAGCUCACCUUGCUCCUGGAAGCGCGGGCGGAUCCACAGCAAUUGACGACCAAAGGAGCAGCCGCCUUGCAUUUGGCAGUGCAACUGGAUAAAGCUGAUGUUGUGAAGGUCCUAUUGGAGCACAAGGCAGAUCCGAACCUGGAGACGGCGCAGGGCCAACGACCACUGUCGCUGGUGAAGGGUAAGAAGGUCACCAAGCUCCUGCAAGACGCUGGCGCCGAAGUCGCUGCGCCGGUGUCCGCGGCGCCAACGGCGGCCGCGGGAAGCUCCGCCCCGCUGGUGCCCAAGGCUCCCCCGAAGGGGAAGGCCAAGGCGAAGGCCAAGGCGAGCUUUGCUGCUGCAAGUGCGAAUGUGACACAGCAGAUUGGCCUCAUGGGAGCCUAUGAGCUCUUGGAGCAAUGA
This is a messenger RNA of Durusdinium trenchii, 1917 nucleotides long. The record is from the annotation of a GenBank genome assembly. NCBI's taxonomy places the organism in Eukaryota, Dinophyceae, Suessiales, Symbiodiniaceae.